Messenger RNA from Camellia sinensis, 819 nucleotides. The record is from RefSeq and is a predicted model, not a curated record. Lineage: Eukaryota; Viridiplantae; Streptophyta; Magnoliopsida; Ericales; Theaceae.
AUGAAUGCAGUGCUGACAGUGCUAAUGCUAGCAGGGAAAGGUGGAGAGUUAACACAUGAUGAAACUACCAUUAUCUCUGGAGCUUUGGAUUUGACCCAGAAGACUGCUAAAGAUGCUAUGACACCUUUAUCUGAAAUAUUUUCCCUUGAUUUGAAUUCUAAACUAGACGAGGAUACAAUGAGCUUGAUAAUGAGCAAAGGGCACAGUCGCAUACCUGUCUAUUCAGGAAGCCCAUCAAAUAUUAUAGGCCUUAUUUUGGUAAAAAAUUUAAUCAAAUGCCGUGCUGAAGACGAAACACCAAUCAAAAUUCUUACCAUCAGGAGAAUUCCUAGGGUGGGGGACAGUUUACCACUGUAUGAUAUAUUGAACCAAUUCCAAAACGGGCACAGCCACAUGGCUGCUGUUGUGAAGAGCAAGCACAAUGUUAAGGACUCUGCAGGAAAUGCAACAGACAAAAAUGACAUGAUCAUGAUAAACAUCAAUUCAAACUCAUCAAUAUUACAAAAACAAGCAGAGGGAAAAGGAAUUGAGAACAAGCAACAAGAGAGUAUCUAUACACAUGCACCACCAUCUGUGACUUCCAGCGACACUACUGAGAGUCAGAGUCCAGCAUUACAGUACAUAACGGAGCGAUGCAAUGAUAGCUGGCACCCCCAACCAAAGAAAGGAGGUGAACAAGGGGAUGCAAAUAUAACAAAGGAAGUUUUGGAAUCACUUCCAGAUCAAGAGGAAGAAGUCAUUGGUAUCAUUACUAUGGAAGAUGUUUUAGAGGAACUCUUGCAGGUUAGCAAUAUAUAUAACUAAUUAACUAGUAUUAAU